This is a messenger RNA of Acanthamoeba castellanii str. Neff, 1020 nucleotides long. RefSeq lists its product as uncharacterized. The transcript is spliced from 9 exons. Lineage: Eukaryota; Discosea; Longamoebia; Acanthamoebidae. The record is from RefSeq and is a predicted model, not a curated record. Bases 1 to 1020 code for a protein of 339 amino acids.
AUGUUUCGGCGCGAGUACUGGGCACUGGCGCCCGUCAACCCGGCCAGCAUGAAGACACGGCUCAUCCGCAGCGUGUUGUCCGAUGGUGAUGGCGAGAAGUCUUCGCUUUCGUUCUCCUGUCUGGUCAUGCUCAGCCUCGCCAACUUCUUUGCCGAGAACUGGGACUACGCGAUGGAGCUGUUUUACAAGGCACGGCGGCACCUGGAGGCGGUGUUCGACCAGACGGACUUCGACGUCGCCUGCGCAAUAUCGCCUUUUGCUUGGUUCUCCCGCUUUUACUCCGACAGCUUGCUCGAGGGACGUGAGACCGUGCUCUACUACGCUACUCUGGGAGCAACCAUAUGUCAGCAGCUCAACGCCUGCAACGACUUUGCCUACUUUAACCUGGCCAGCCUCAUGUGCGCGGCAAAGGAGGCGGGAGAGGAGGAAGAAUCGGUCCUUGUGGCUAAGGCCAAGCAGCAGCCGCCUUAUCGACGCAAUUGGAAGCCCUUCAAGCAGGCGAUGCGGCCGCUCAGGCCGACCACAGCCACGGUACACGGUGAACUGAUUCAAAUCGAUCGGCUCAUGUACCACAGCGUGUCUUGCCUGCAGAACCGGCAAGUGAGUCUGCAAGAGCGGCUCCAGAUCUUCGACAAGCUGCGGGAGCAGCUGGACGCCGUUGCCUGCCUCGAAGCGCUCAUCGAGGGUGCUCGCAAGACCGAGCCUCUGCCUAUCACCACGACCUAUGACAUGCAGACGUGUCUGUUGUCCGGUCAGCGGGCGCUCAUUCUGUCGAUCCUCGAGGCGCCGGAGAGGCUCAAUGCCGCCGAGCGCUUCGUCCUUGACCUUGUCCGCGUCCCCAGGAGUGCCAUGCUCGUUGCUCUGCGCAGUCGACCGAGCAACGACGUCCUCUUGUCCAACGCGGUACGCAAACAGAUUCCUUUCUACUCGCUGCCGCAUCGCCGUCGGUUUCAUCUCACCGUCAAUGCGGCUCGUGCGGGGUUCGAUCCUACUCUGCGUAUCAACAGUUCAAAGUGCUGA